AUGAAGAGGUCUUCAGUAAUCUUUGGCGUACUGACAAGUUUUCUGAGCUACACGAUUGGGGUAUUUUUUGUCAGUGAGGACUUCGUAUGUGACGAACAAGUCAUACCUUACCACGCCGUAAGUCAAGCCGCGAAUGAUGCUUGUCAAGGCCUCAUUCAUGCACAAAAGGACAAAAAAUACCCAUCUGUGUACGAUGGUUCAUCAACGUUCUUCGUUUCUGACGCUAUUCUUUUCGCCUCGGCUAUUUCACGUCAAGGCGAAAUAAGCUACAGAGGACCUUCUCGAGAUCUUCGAUUAAUCAUAGACUCAAGUUGCAACUUUUUCGGAAUUGUCAUAAAAUCCAAUACCUCGCCAGAUCGACGUUGCUAUCAGCCUGCAGAUCCAUCAGGAGAACUUGAUCUUUAUGACAGCCGUGUCUCAAGAAGUCUACCUGUAUUUCGUGGUUAUAAAUGUGGCUACAAAAUAUUUGGCAAUUCGCAAGUAGAAAAGAUCCUGAAAGAGGCAUACGAAAACUCUAGUUUGUGGCAAUCCCAGGAAACUGUAAUUAGUUUCUCUAGACUUUUAGACAUUGGACAGUUAUUCGGUAGAGAAAUUUUAUUGCUUCCAAGCAAGAUUUCCUACACUCCGGAACAGUUCAAAGAAGUGACUUCAAAUCCUAGCCUCAUCGUUAUAGAUUCCGAGUACCGGUUACUAGGCAUGGUAAACAAAGUCGGCAACCAAUGGGAAAAAUGCUUAGAGCUCUGGGAAAAGGAGCCAGAACCUUUUCAGUCAGUGGAUAACACCAGAAAUUCCAUCGGAGAGUGGCUUUUCAGCGGCGUGAGGGAGUACAGAUGCGGUGAAUUUUUGUAUUCACGCGAAUCAGUCAACAGUCACAUGCAGAUGGCCUGCACGCUGAUCAGACCGCCAGAUGGCUAUAAUGGCAAGAAGUGGAAAAUAAAGCUUACACCACUGAGACUACUACCCUCUAUAAGUAGAUCUAAACUUUGGAAAAUAAAUUUGAGACUACCAGAAAAUAAUGAAUACAAUUAUGGGAAAGCUCAAAGAGUAUCAAAUAAUGGCGUUGUUAUUCUAGACCAACAAUGUAAUUUCUAUGGUGUUUUUUGGUACAUUGGUAAAGAUGUCUAUAGCUGUGACGGCCAGUCAUUUUCACUGGUAUCUUAA
This is a messenger RNA of Blumeria graminis f. sp. triticale, 1161 nucleotides long. NCBI's taxonomy places the organism in Eukaryota, Fungi, Ascomycota, Leotiomycetes, Helotiales, Erysiphaceae. The record is from the annotation of a GenBank genome assembly.